CAUUGCGUAACCUGAUUGCUCCUCAGUGACAGCUAAACAAAAGUAAGCCGAAAAAUGCUUACCAACUCGAUUUGCGGCAAGAAAGAAUUGCAGCAAAAGCCUAAAUAUGAAAGAGUUUUUGAAAUAAUCGGCGAUUAUAUAACAAAAUUUCUAAGCCAAACCACGUUACAUGGGCUAAUCUAUGUUAGUAAUGCAAGCCUGUCCUUAUGGGAGAGAACCUACUUUUUGCUGUGGUUUGUUGCGGUCAUUACGUUGGCAGUAAAUUUUGCCACGAAUGUUUUUACGCGUUGGGAAACAACACCGAUUAUUAUAGGCAUCGAGGCACAAACGUCGACUAUACGCGAUACCCCCUUCCCAGCCAUCACAAUCUGCAAUAUGAAUCAGGCAUUGCGUAGCAAAGUCGAAAACUAUCCACGCCAUUCACGGGGCUAUGCAAUGACACAGAAGAUAUGUUUGCAAGAUGUCGACUAUAGCCAAUUCGAUGAUCUGAAACCUGCCUCAAAGGAAGACACGUUCACGAAUUUCAUCUGGCGCAAUGGACAGACUUGUAACAAUAUGAUUGUUUACUGUCGUUUUGGGAACAAGGAAGACCGCUGUACUGAUUUCUUCAGAGAGGUGCUAAUGGAUGAGGGCAUUUGUUGUUCCUUUAAUAUUUUACAUCCAUCCUAUUUAUAUAAAGGAAAAUACAUAUUCGUAAGAGACUUCACCUCGUCUGUUGGUACCAUACCAGUCGACUGGAACUUGGAGACUGGCUACGCUGAACAGUUGCCAUUGUACUACUAUCCGCGAAGACCAGCUGGCGCUGGUGUUACCAUGGGAUUCACUUUUGUGCUCAAUGCUAACCUCAGCGAAUAUAUCUGCACUUCAACUUUUAGUACCGGUUUGAAGAUAAUCGCCCACAAUCCAAUCGAUACGCCGCACGUCAAAGAGACCGGCUUGUUCGUUCAAACGGGCUACCAGUAUCUUUUCCGUAUUAAUAUAGACAACUCCAAGUCUCUACCUUCGACACGCACCAUUCCGCCUAAACGUCGCCAAUGUCUCUUCAACAACGAGCUAGAAUUGUAUUACUUCCGGUACUACACGCGCCGCAAUUGUGAGAUGGAAUGUGAUUCCAAAUAUUUUCUACGCCGAUGCAAAUGCAUUCCAUAUCACAUGCCGCUCAUCUAUCAAAAUGCAAGUAUUUGUGAUGUGAAGGAUUUCAAUUGUGAAAGAAUCGCAGAAGCAGAGAUCAAUGACGAGCAGCAUGUGGCCUGCAAGCGUAAGUGUCUGCCUGCGUGCUUCCGUUCGGAGUAUUACCCGGAUGUAUAUGGAACACCACUGGCGAAUACUUCGUUUGUUUUCAAAGAUGGCUUUUUUACGAAUUUUACAAAGCAAGAGAUUCAUGAGAAUUUCGCAUUGGUGCAGGUUUAUUUUGCAAAUGAUUUUUUUAGGUCUAAGGUUAGAUCGCCAUAUACCAGCUUUACGGACUAUUUGUCACAAACAGGUGGCAUUUUGGGAUUGAUGGUAGGUUUUGGAGUCAUGUCAGUUCCUGAGUUCUGCUAUUUUUUUCUAAUACGACCGGUAUUUGAUUUCCUGCUGAAUCGUCUGCCCAGUUCCGUGCGGAAAAUGACUGCAAUGCGAAUUGGAAGAGUUUUCGAUGAAAACGCGGUUCUAAUAGGCCGGCGGCCAGUUUCCCAUGCCCGAAUUCCGUUGGCUACAGCUCACAGACCACUCAAGCACUUUAACGGUUAUACUCGUAACAGUCAAAACAUGUUUAGCGGCUUAAAUAAAAAGGCACAAAUGCAAGGUAGUGAUGCUUUGAACAUUCAUCUGGAAGAGAAAGGCUUAUUUCCAUACACCGAAUGAAAUAAAAGUUUACUACAGAAAAUGAGAAGUGUGCUUUAAAGCCAGAACAACAACUAUUGGUUUUUCUCAAAUUUCGAUACAAAAAAAACAUAAAACAAAAAAAAAACAUAGAAAUAAUAUUGGAAAGGUAAGGUUGCAUUCACAAAAACUAUACCAAACAAUCCUUGCAAUAAAGCAAAAACGCAAAGCUCAAAAAAUCACUUCAAUUGAUUUUGUGAACUCUAAAUAAAAUACACAAAAAUUACAAACAAAAAGUAUCGGUGGCUACAGGGGUGCAGAGAAGAAUACUAACCAAAACCCCAUCCCUAAAUGCCUUUAAAAGACCGACAACCACUCCGAUCGGUGAUGCGGAAGCUGUGAUGGUUCUCGAAGAAAUGGCUCCCCAUAAAUCUGAAGCGCUUAGAAAUCGGUGUAUGUAUCUACGUGGCUCUGAAAGUGAUCGCAAUGCUCUCCACGUGUCCGCCUACUGUUACCGUAUCUCAAAUCAGGACUCCUACUCAAUCUGAGAGGCACGGAAUCUUUGGAUCACCUCUAUGCUCAACGACUUUAAAGAUUGGCAAUGUCUUAUCUAUCGGUUCGCGGGACUGAACAAGUUGCAUCAUGUUUAGCACUUUGUUUUUUUAAAUACAGAUUAUAGAGUUAAGCUCGAAAAUGGAGAUAGUCUACUUCUGUAUAUGUAUGCCUAGUAUAAUGUUUGAUCCGAUUUCGAGAGAUCGUGCUCACUUUCGGAGACUAUUUAGGGAGCUUUCAAAAUCGUGGGUUUUUUUAGUUUUCAGUCAGAUAAUUGUUUUCCGUCU
Rhagoletis pomonella (apple maggot) is the source of this 2642-nucleotide messenger RNA. RefSeq names its product pickpocket protein 28-like. NCBI's taxonomy places the organism in Eukaryota, Metazoa, Arthropoda, Insecta, Diptera, Tephritidae. Gene Ontology annotation, molecular function: ligand-gated sodium channel activity. The record is from RefSeq and is a predicted model, not a curated record. Gene Ontology annotation, cellular component: membrane. The coding region runs from base 55 to 1845 and encodes 596 amino acids. The transcript has 9 exons. Gene Ontology annotation, biological process: sodium ion transmembrane transport.